This is a messenger RNA of Exophiala oligosperma, 2130 nucleotides long. RefSeq lists its product as uncharacterized. The transcript has a single exon. Bases 155 to 1978 code for a protein of 607 amino acids. Gene Ontology annotation, molecular function: oxidoreductase activity. The record is from RefSeq and is a predicted model, not a curated record. Lineage: Eukaryota; Fungi; Ascomycota; Eurotiomycetes; Chaetothyriales; Herpotrichiellaceae.
CAAAAAUCUGUCAAGAUGUUUGAAACCAUGGCAUAACUCGUACUCUCCUCGUGUUCAGGUUGUUCUUUCAAGAGUGUUCCUCCUCGGAAAGACUUCCUUCCAGCCCUUUCCCCUCAAGUCUGGUUCUUUCACUAUUCCCAGUGAGUGGUGAUUGAUGGACAGUGCAUCCUUCCGCCACGACGUCGAAAGGGACAGCAUGUCUCAAAAACCACUGAAUCCUGGAGAUGGUCGACGGAAGAAAAAGGUACUCAUUGUGGGCGCCGGUGCCGCCGGCAUGUCCUGCGCACACCACCUGAGCCAGAGCCCUGACAAGUACGACAUCACUCUCAUCGACGCGGUAGAUUACUGCGGCGGCCAGGCCUUCGCGGUGCCACUGAAGGACAAAGAGCGCCAUGGGGCCAGCUGGUUCAAUCAAGGCGUCCAGGGCGGCAGCUACAUCUUCCACCACACACUGACCAUGUUCGCCCGACAAGGCUACCACGCCGAUCCGGUCAAUCUGCAGGUUUCGUUUGGCAAAGACGACACCUUCUGGACCAACGUCUUCCCGACCGAGUUGAUCGCUCACCACCAAAAAGAAGUCAAGCGCCUCGCGUUCGCACUCAAGUUCAUGCGCUGGUUCGAGAUCCUGUUCGCCCUCGUGCCCAUGAAGAUUUUCUUCAAGCUCUGGAUGUUCUCCGAGGAGUUCACAAACACCGUCGCCCUGCCCAUGGUCGCAUUGUUCUUGGGCACGGGCAACUAUGCGCCAGAAGUGCCGACUAUGAUGCUCGAACGUCUCUGUACCAGCCCGACGUAUGGCAUGUGGUAUCCGUACGACGACAAGAGCAUCGCCUCCAACAUGCCACCGAUGGUUGUGUUUCCCAAUUUCUCCGAGUUUUACGAGACGUGGCGCAAGGAUCUCGUCGACCGCGGCGUAAAUGUCCGUCUGUCGACGGAACUCGUGGCGGUGUUGAAACGCGACCGCAAAUCUGGUGUCGUCGUUUCACUGAAAAAGCGGACGCCUGCGCCUGACCACCACAACCCGAACGGUGGGGAUCCUGAAGCGCCCACGUUCGAGGAACACUACGAUGAACUCGUCCUCUGCUGCCUUGCCGACACGGCCAAGCGUGUCUUGGAUCGGACUUGUUCGUGGCGCGAGCGGAAGGUCCUAGGAUCCGCCAAAUUCUCGGACGACAUCACCAUCACGCACACGGACUCGGAGUACAUGAAGAAGAACUAUCAGAAUUUCUACGACGAGUCCCUCGCCGUCCAGAGCCUGUCCGGGUCGGACCAGAGCGCACGCUGCGACGCGGCACGGAAAACCUUCCGGCCCAUGUACUACAUCAAAAUGUACGAGGAGGACCGGUCGAAGUUGGAGAUGUGCUUUGACACGACCAACUACCAGGCGCAGUUCCCGGAGAACGUCCCGUUCGAAGACCACGUCUUCCAAACCAUAUACCUGAACAAGGACCGCGACGGGCACCUCUGGACCGACCACGAGAUUGACGAGUCCAAGAUCAUCCGCAAGGACUGGUGGCACCAGUUGUGCCACAGCUACACGCACUACCUGUUCGUGGUGCCGUGGAUGAUGUUCCUGCAGGGCAGGAGGCACGUGAGGUACGCAAGCAGUUGGACCAUGGUGAAUGCCCACGAGGUCGCCAUCAUGGCUGGCAUCGCGGCCGCUGUGGACUUAGGGGCAGAGUACCCUGAAGAUUUGGAGAAUGAUAAGUUCGCACUCUUGUCCUUCAGGCUGUAUUACCUCCUGGUCUAUGGCAAGUGGUACCGACGGAGGCAUUCCAAAAUGAAAGGCGGUUCCGGGAAGCAGCAGCAGAGUCAGAAGGCAAGUGAGGGCCAGAGCUGGGCCAGUGGAUUGUACGGGAGUGUGUACAAGGGCCCUGGUGUCGUCGAGGAAGAAAGGACGACAUGGAGGGAGGAGAUGAAGAUGGGGAGGAGUACGGGGAACUUGGCUGAUGCGGUCAACAAGGAUAGAAGUCAACCUUGAUAAUAAACAGAAUGUGUUCGAGUACUGUCCGGAUACACAUCUUCGAUAGUGGUCGCGUGAGCACUUGUGGUUACGGAGUAAAUGAUUGUGAAAUGGCCAGCUUACCAAUACAUGUUCAGGUGUUUUAUAUCGAGUAUGAAGCACUUCACCAG